UAAGAGUAGAAGGUUGCAGAACAAACGGUUGAGAACAGGACGAGCAGAAGUGGAAUAGCCUCUCCCAUUCUCAUCUGUCUGGGUAGCAGAUAUUUAGUUUGUAAACGAUCUAUCGAUGAACUAUCCUUUAGAAUGGCGACAUCGUCCAAUACUGACAACUUUGUGCCAAGUUUGCAAUAGCGACUAGAACAGUAGAUAUCCGGCAUUUCGAACACUAGCUCCUGCAUCUAAUAUGCAAAGUAUGAGCUCGAAAACCCAUACGAAACUGUAUUAAGUAGCCGGCUGGAACCAUUCAAAGCCACGGGAACGAGUUUGGUGCAUCGGACCCUCAGCUCCGCCCCGUAUGUCUUUUGCUUGGCAAAUGGACUUCUACUUGGCAGAUUUUCUACAAAAUAAACCCCUCGGUGAACACUUUGACUCUUUGCCACCACCAUAAAAGACAUACUCUUGCCCAAUGGCAUCGUCUCCUUACUUGGAAGCUGUCCCAACGUCCUUUUUGGAUCAGCCCAACCACAAACCGUCCUCCCAUUCCAUUACGAUGCCACAACAAGAAUAUUCUGCAUCUACUUCAUCCAUCCUUCCCCUUGCAUAUGGACCAGACUCGCCUGAAGGUCCAGCACAACCCAAAACCCGCCGCGUUCUAUCCCUCCUGUUAGCGACGAAUUUAUGCACCUUAAUAUUCACAGUCGUUCCAGUGCUAGUUGAAUUACCAAAUAUCAAAGGCAACUGGUAUGUUGGAAACGAUGUCAUACGAUUGCUGGAACCCAUUGUGGCGAUGCCCCUGUACUUUGCGGUGAUAUUGGAGAGCGGAAUAUUUUCGCGAGGUUCCACUAAAGAAAAAUAUCUGGUAGGAACGCUCUUUAUGAUAUCUGCUGCAAUCUAUCAACAAGGCGCCGGUUUCCACUCCGCUGCAAACAUGUUCAAACAUCCUUUCGUGGAUUUCAUGGACGAGAACCCGGACCUCGUCUCCCAAUACUCAUUCUUCAACGAUUUCCGUACAUGGGUUCGAACGGAUUGGGAACACGGCAUAUCUCACUAUAUGUAUGCCGCUGGAGGCAUUCUGAUGGCAUUUGUCAUCGCCUAUCUAUACAGAAACGUUCACGAUCCCAUGAGAUCUUCCAUCGACAAAGUAUUAUUCGCCGCUGCGACAUUAGUGUAUGGCUUGAUCAUUGGAUCGGUAGCCAUCGAAUUCCCCAAGGGUUCCAUUGUCGCGUUGAUUUUGGUUGUCGUCUAUGGCUUCGGGGUGAUUGGUUCAUUCCUUUUCCGAAGGGAAGGAAAACAAGCAAGGAGGUUGGGAAGACGAUAUGUCUUACAGUAUUACCUUUUGGCGUACAUGAUAGCCUUUAUUAUCGUACUUGGCUGGAUUGGUCAUGUGCGAGGAUUUGGGAAUAGGGAGGAUUCUGGAAUAAAAUUUUAGACUCAAUGGGAUAUGCUGGGCUGAAAUCGCUCUCAUGUUGGGUCGUCUGGCAAUUGUCCCAAUGGUAGUUAAUCAUGUAUAUAGUAGAGUUAUUAAAUGUUGAUAAUGCAUAAUCUGUUCAACCAUCACAAA
Messenger RNA from Spizellomyces punctatus DAOM BR117, 1549 nucleotides. RefSeq lists its product as uncharacterized. Bases 455 to 1417 code for a protein of 320 amino acids. Lineage: Eukaryota; Fungi; Chytridiomycota; Chytridiomycetes; Spizellomycetales; Spizellomycetaceae. The transcript is spliced from 2 exons. The record is from RefSeq and is a predicted model, not a curated record.